Molecule: messenger RNA, 2415 nt
Organism: Bombina bombina (fire-bellied toad)
Lineage: Eukaryota; Metazoa; Chordata; Amphibia; Anura; Bombinatoridae
Gene: SYTL4
Product: synaptotagmin like 4
Exons: 17
Coding region: 194-2272 (692 amino acids)
Biological process (GO): intracellular protein transport; exocytosis
Cellular component (GO): plasma membrane; exocytic vesicle
Molecular function (GO): neurexin family protein binding; small GTPase binding
Source: RefSeq, a predicted model, not a curated record
AGAGUUCUGUGCCUCUCCCUCCACCAGUCUCUGAAGCAGCUGCUCCUGUGAAACUUUCAGUUGUGUCUGUUUCACGCUCCCUUUUCCGGAUUGUAGAAGCCAGGAACCUGGAGAUCAACUUCCCCUCCCUGAAGUACUGCAACAAGAGCAGGACAUUUCACAUGAAGUUGUAGGAAAAAUUCCUAGGGGUGCAAUGACGCAAAAUGCAGAACUUGUUAACCUGUCUUUCCUGUCGGAAACUGAGAGACAAUUCAUCUUGCAAGUACUGCAGAGAGAUGAGGAGCUUCGGAAGGCAGAAGAGCGGCGCAUCAGGAGGCUGAAAAACGAACUUCUUGAAAUACGGAGGAAAGGAGCAAAGAGGGGGAGCCAGCGCUACAGUGACCGGACCUGUGCACGUUGUCAGCAGAAUGUAGGACGAGUAAUUCCCAAAGCCAACACUUGUCAAAGCUGCAACCAUUUGGUGUGUAGAGAUUGCAGAUUGGAGUCGGCUAAUGGAAGCUGGAAAUGCAAAGUCUGCUUAAAAGAAGCGGAGCUGAAGAAGACAACAGGAGACUGGUUUUAUGAUCAAAGAGUAAACCGAUUUGCUAACCGACUUGGAAGUGAUUUAGUGAGGCUUUCUCUCAGACGCAAACCGCCAGGCAACAAAAGGGAGACAACAGCCCAAACGCUCCUAGAGCAUUCUCACGUCAAUGAAACUAAGACAAGAAUGGGACAGAGGAGUCCUCAACAAAGACCAAAGGCUUCUGGCUUGACAAAUUCUCCAGACCUUAGAGACCAAAGAAGUGACACAGAGUCCACAGAACAGAUGAGCCUAAACAGCUACAAAUCAGAUUCCAAGAAAAGCACUCCAACAACUUCAAGGAAGAACUCCCUGGAUAAAACUAGUACCUUGCAGGAUGGUAGAAGGAACCUUGGACCUUCUGGGGCCAACCUUGCCACCCUAACAGUUCCUGUCCGAUCUAGAGAUUACCACCACUCAGACUCUGAAGGAGAGACCCGUCUAGGGAGUAGAAGUGCAGGGUCAGCAGAUGAGAGUGAUAUGAUCUUUAAGAAGAACCCUCGUAGACUAUUGAAACCUUCAGAUUACAGUAAAUCUGUGGUGGAUCUGCGUCCUGAAGAGAUGCCACCUGAGGAAAAAUCUAUGGGAGAUCGAAGCAAGUCUGUCCCUGGGCUUAAUGUAGAAAUGGAAGAGGAAGAUGAAGAUAUUGAUAACUUAGUGGAAAUUCAUCGGCUGACCACAACAAGAAGUAGCCUUCGUAGCGGGACAUCCACGAGCACUAUGGGGAGUAUGAUGAGCAUUUACAGUGAGGCUGGGGAUUUUGGCAAUGUGACUGUCACCGGAGACAUUGUGUUUUCUCUGAAAUAUGAUGCAACAGUGCAGGUUCUCUACGUUAAUGUAAAGGAAUGUCGCAAUCUCGCCCAUGGUGACGAUCUGAAGAGGAGAUCCAACCCAUAUGUCAAGGCUUAUCUACUGCCUGACAAGUCACGUCAAGGAAAGCGCAAAACUACAAUUAAGCGCAACACAACUAACCCUGUGUUUGUGGAAGUCUUUAAGUAUGUAGUUCCAGAAUCUAUGUUGCUCUUGAGAACGUUGCAGCUGUCUGUCUGGCACCAUGACCGCUUUGGAAGGAACACCUUCCUAGGAGAAGUGAAUCUCCCAUUGAAUUCCUGGAACUUUGACAUCUUGGCCGAUGAAUGUCUUCCACUGCAUGGAAAGAAUAGUGGAGAUAAUGGAGGUUUCACCAACUACAAAGGUGAAUUAGUUGUCUCAUUGAAGUACAUCCCACCUUCCAAGGUCCCUGGUGGAAGUGAGAGGAGAAAAAGUAAAACAGAGGAUGGAGGAGAACUCCAGGUUUGGAUUAAAGAAGCUAAAAAUCUUACAGCUGUCAAGGCAGGAGGAACAUCUGAUAGCUUUGUGAAAGGGUAUCUUCUUCCAAUAAAAAACAAGAAUACAAAGAGGAAGACCCCUGUUGUAAAGAAGACCCUGAAUCCUCAUUACAACCAUACAUUUGUGUACAGCGGGGUAAAACCUGAUGACCUUCAGAACGUUUGUCUGGAACUGACAGUCUGGGAUCGGGAACCACUGUCCAGCAAUGACUUCUUGGGUGGAGUGAGACUGGGUAUUGGAAAUGGCUUGUCCAGUGGGCAGCCUGCAGACUGGAUGGAUUCCACUGGUGAGGAGCUGAGUCUGUGGCAGAAGAUGAGGCAAUAUCCGGGAUCCUGGGCAGAAGGGACCUUGCAGCUCCGUUCCAGCAUGGCUAAACCAAAGUAAUAAGUACCAAGAAACAUAUUCUAGAUCCCUUGACAAGAAUUGAGACUCAAAUCAAAGAAAAUCCCUUUGUUAUUUUAAUGCACUGUAUAUUAUAACGGCAAAGAUGAAUCAAUGUAUUUUAUUAAAGUCUAAGAAUAAGAACA